AUGGACUGGGACGCGCUGCAGCUGCGCCGCCUGCGCCCGCCCUUCCGACCCAAAGUGAAGAGUAAGCGCGAGGCGGCCAACUUCGACGCGGAGUUCACGAAGGAGGAGCCCGUGCUCACGCCCGUGCCUAACGACGUCGUGCGGGCCAUCAACCAGGAGGAGUUCCGCGGCUUCUCGUUCGUCAACAAGGACUUCAACCCGCUGCCGCCGCCCGACAAGUCGCCGCUGGCCUGA
Messenger RNA from Arctia plantaginis, 234 nucleotides. The record is from the annotation of a GenBank genome assembly. NCBI's taxonomy places the organism in Eukaryota, Metazoa, Arthropoda, Insecta, Lepidoptera, Erebidae.